AUGUUUGAGUUUCUAAAAAUAGUUGUAUCAGCAGCGAUAAAAAAAAGUGAUGUCAAAAUUAGUAGUGAUAUCGAAGUAAUUGUUAAUAAACUCUUAUCUUUGGACCUAUUUGAAGUAGACAAGAAUACAGCCCGAAAGGAAGUGAAAUUACUUAAACAAUCCAUUUGUAACAUUGAUGGAAAAUUUGCUGCAAUAAUCUACAAUGCAUUGACAGGAAUUUUUGCAAAAACCAAUGAAAAAUCACGUCAAGAGACAUUUGAGCAUUUAAUGGAUGCUUGCUAUGAGGAAAUAUUGUAUAAUUUCGAACUUCAAAAUGGAGGUGAAUUUAUGAAAAAACCCAAUUUUAAUAUCCAGGUCAAAUUGCUAUUACCUUUAGUAAAAUUUGAGCUACUAUUGAAAUAUGUAGAAAAUAAUAAUAAUUCAAAUGAAGUCAAGAAACUAAUUAAUAAUAUUCAACAAUAUUUUAAUUAUCCGAGAUUAAACCAAGAAGAUAUUUAUGUCAUAAUUAAAAACAAAAUUGGCAUUAAUAAAGAGUUUAAUCUGAUUUCGUAUAAAAUGGUACCUCUAGAUGUCAAAAAUGGCGUCUUAGGUGAUUAUUUCAAAUUAUUCAUCAACUUGGAAGACGAACAACUUAUUUUUUUCGCCAAAUUCUUAAGUUGCACGACCGAGAUUAUGAAGUCAGUAUUGAAAUUGGGUCCAUCCAAGAAAGAAGAAUUUUUCUAUAUGGUUUUUGUGCCUAAAGUGAAAGAGUUAGGCUAUGGAGAUUUAUUGGAUUUCGCUCCAAAUUGUUACUUUUCCAGAGUGGAUGAUGUUAUUGUCUUAGACGAUAUGACUCAAGAAGGAUUUAUUGGUUCAACCCUAAACAGUAAGCUUAAUUACGAGGCUCUGAAAGUAACUGUUGAAAAAAUUGCCAAAUUUCAUGCUUGCGGGUUUAUCCUUGAAGAAAAUUUGAAACAAUCUGGACAAUCGCUCUACCAGAAUUACAAAGAAUAUCUACAAGAAGUUAUUUUUGUACCAGAAUCGCCUUUAUUUAAAGCCACUGUACCUCGCAAUGAAAAAAUAUUCAUGUAUUUAACAACCAAAAAAUUUCCAGAGGUCUGUGCUAAAUAUUCAGAAGACAUUCUAAAAGAAAAAUAUGCAAAUGGAUGGAGACUUUUUACAGAAAAACUUCACAAAUCUGAAACAUUUAAAAACGUUAUUUGCCAUGGAGAUUUACAUGUAGGAAAUAUGUUAUUUAACUACAAAUCUGGGAAUACAGCUUUAAUAGACUUCCAGAUUUUAAGAUAUUGCCCGCCUGCACACGAUUUAUUGUUAUUUUUGUAUUGUACAACAUUCAAAGAGACUUUUGAUACAUACCAUAACGAACUGAUCGCGUAUUAUUAUUCAGAAUUAACGAAACAUUUAGGAAAAUUCAAUUUUGAAAUUGAAAACAUCUUACCAAAAGAAGAAUUUUACCAGAGCAUUGAUUAUAUGAAAAGUCAAUGCAUCUUGCAGGCAUUUUUUUAUAAUUUAAUUCAUAUGAUCGAGCCGAAGAAAAGGGAAGAAAUUUUAGAAGACGAAGAAAAUUAUAAGAAAUACAUAGCUAACGAAUAUGGUGGAGUCGACUUGGGAUGGGAAGACGAAACUUAUAGGAGAGUCAUCAAAGGACUUAUGGAGUUGGUUUUAGAGUUGUGUGAUGAUGGACAUAUUUAG
Ceutorhynchus assimilis (cabbage seed weevil) is the source of this 1692-nucleotide messenger RNA. Lineage: Eukaryota; Metazoa; Arthropoda; Insecta; Coleoptera; Curculionidae. The record is from the annotation of a GenBank genome assembly.